ACCAGCAUCACCCACAGACGACCAUGGCAUUCAACCUCACCGUCGACGACUUUGACCCCCUGGUCGCGUACUCCAACUACGGCGACUGGCAGACGCCCAACCCGCAGGACAACCCAACGUGGUGGAACGCUACGCAGGAUGUGACCGGCAGCCAAUGGCACCAGGACACGUACCACCUCACCACUGUUAGCGGCGCGCAGGCGUCCUUCAACUUUACGGGCUCUGCGCUGCAGAUCUUCGGUGGCACUGGCGCAAACCCCAACUACACGGUCAGCAUCGACAACAACCCGUCGACGCUCACGACCGCGAACAACACCGCGGGCCGCACUCUGCUCUACGGUAACGACUCGCUCCCCUUCGUGCCGCACACGGUUCAGAUUACCAACCAUGGCGGCGGGCUCCUGCUGGACCUCUUCGUCGUGGGCACCAAGCUGGGCGGCGACGGCGCGACCUUCACCAACACUACGGUCGACGACCGCAGCACGCAGACCCUGUCCUUCCAGCCCGGCGGCGGCUGGACCCAGCAGACUGGCGACAACUUCUUCAAUCAGACGUCGACGUACACUGGCGCGCAGGGCGCAAAUGUCGAGACCAACUUCACAGGCUCCGCCGUGUGGGUCUACGGUGACCAGGUCAACGACCACGGUUCGUACACCGUCUAUCUGAACAACACUGCCGUCGGGACAUACACCCAGCGCUCGGGCUGCGCGAACGGCUACGCCAAGAGCUGCGAGAAGCUACACGGCCUGGCGUUCUUCGCUGGCCCGCUCCCCCAGGGCCAGCACCAGCUCAAGAUUGUCAACGCGGGCACCAACGGGCAGGGCCAGCAGACGUUCUUUGACUUUGACUACCUCGAGUACACCACCCCGAGUGUGUGGCCCCAGCUUGCUGUCGCCGGCGCGAGCACGAGCGCCGGCGGUUCCGCCUCGGGCACGAACACGGGCAGCGCGACCUCGAGCGCGCCGGCGACGACGUCGUCGCACAAGAGCGCUGCGGCGGACGGCGGCUUCGGUACCGCACUGCUUGCUGUCGUCGCUGCUGCGUGGGUCGUGCGCAAGGUCGUGAGCUAGGGGGGCGAUGUGGCCACAACCCCACGCCGGAUGGUAAACAGCAACAAGAAGCAGAACGCACCACUCACACACGCACGAUCGUUACCAAUGCACGAUGGACACUGAUAGAUCUGCUGCGGCCGUGGAGCCGGCCGGCGACUGCAGCGCGCCGCGCCGCACCCACGUGCCUGUCGCGCCAAUAGACACUGCUGCCUACACGUUUAAUGUUCACGAUGCAUUCGGACCGAGAUAAGUUUGGGGGGGGGGGGGGAGGCGUACCGGGCGUCCCGGGGAUGUUCCGCAGGUGGGGUGGGCCCUGGUGGCUUGGUGCGAGAGCUCGGUCCGGAGGUCGCUGGGCCGAUAUCGGCGCCGAGGGUGACAACUUGGCUUGUGGGGCUGUGGGGCCUGCGAGGAGGUGGUCUGUGCUGGUCUGGUUGUCGGUCUGUGGGAGAUGAGGUGGGUGGC
This is a messenger RNA of Vanrija pseudolonga, 1514 nucleotides long. RefSeq lists its product as uncharacterized. The transcript is spliced from 6 exons. Bases 24 to 1070 code for a protein of 348 amino acids. Lineage: Eukaryota; Fungi; Basidiomycota; Tremellomycetes; Trichosporonales; Trichosporonaceae. The record is from RefSeq and is a predicted model, not a curated record.